AUGAAAACCCUCAUUAAGUGCAUGAUUCUAAUUUUAGCUUUGAUGGCUUCUGUGUCAUCGGCAUCAGCCGCGCUUAAAGUGGACUUUUAUCGAUUUUCUUGUCCGCUCGCGGAAUCAGUUAUAAAGAAAGUUGUUAACAGAGAAGUGUCCCGUAAUCCCGGCAUAGGUGCUGGCCUCAUCAGAUUGCAUUUUCAUGACUGUUUUGUUAGGGGCUGCGACGCGUCGGUACUCCUUGACUCGACGCCCGAAAACCCGGCGGAGAAAGAGCAUCCGGCAAACAACCCUAGCCUCCGGGGCUUCGAGGUCAUCGACUCCGCAAAAACGGAGCUUGAAUCUCUCUGCCCGCAAACCGUCUCCUGCGCUGACAUCCUCGCCUUCGCGGCCCGCGACAGCGCCUUCAAGCUCGGGGGCAUCAAGUACUCCGUCCCCGCUGGUCGCCGCGACGGAACAGUCUCACUGAAAGCCGACCCCAACGGGAACCUCCCCGCUCCUUCCUUCUCCACCGCGCAACUGCAGGAGAGUUUCGCCAGCAAAAGCCUAACCCUAGAGGAAAUGGUGACGCUCUCCGGAGCGCAUUCGAUCGGUGUUUCUCGCUGCUCUUCGUUCUCCAAUCGUCUCUACUCGUUCAACUCCACUCAUCCGCAAGAUCCUUCCAUGGAUCCGAACUUCGCUACGUUUUUGAAGAAGAAAUGCCCCGCUUCGACGAGUGAUGAUCCGGUCGUGAAUCUUGAUUCGGUUACGCCGAAUAGGCUCGACAAUCGGUAUUACGUCAACUUGAAGAACCGUCGCGGAGUUUUGGCCUCCGAUCAGAUUCUUUUGAGCAGUUCUUCGACGGCGAGUUCGGUGAGCUACAAUGCCAGGAAUAAUGGGGCUUGGGCGGAGAAGUUUGCUGAUGCGAUGGUGAAGAUGGGCUCCAUUGAUGUUUUGACGGGAAGCUCGGGGCAGAUAAGGAAGAAUUGCAGGCUUGUGAAUUAA
Morus notabilis is the source of this 975-nucleotide messenger RNA. RefSeq names its product peroxidase 5. The record is from RefSeq and is a predicted model, not a curated record. Lineage: Eukaryota; Viridiplantae; Streptophyta; Magnoliopsida; Rosales; Moraceae. Gene Ontology annotation, molecular function: heme binding; peroxidase activity. The coding region runs from base 1 to 975 and encodes 324 amino acids. Gene Ontology annotation, cellular component: plasmodesma; plant-type cell wall. The transcript has 2 exons. Gene Ontology annotation, biological process: hydrogen peroxide catabolic process; response to oxidative stress.